AUGUUAGGUGUGAUUGAAACAAAAAGGGAGGUGAUCUCUAAGUUUGAUGUUGCUCGAAUUUGGGGAUACAGUACUAUUGGGUGGGAGUAUGUGGAGUCCAGAGGGGCUUUGGGGGGCUUGCUCUUAAUGUGGGAUGAUGCGAUAUUUAAAUCUAGCAAUUGUUAUAAAGGGGAGAGAUGGCUUUGCGUUGAAGGUGUGUUGACGAAAAGUAAUUUUAAUUGUGCGUUUUAUUUGGUGUACGGGGCAUUAGGGAGGGAGGAUAAGCGAGUGGUAUGGGAGGAGUUGAGUUAUAUUGUGGGUUUAUGUCAGGUCCACUUCUGCUUGUUUGGGGAUUUUAAUGAGAUAUUGCAGAUCGAAGAACGCAAAGGGGCAAUUAAUCUACUUGCGUCAGCAGAAGAGUUUAGGGAUUGGGUACAUGAUAUGCAGUUGGUGGACUUACCUCUUAAUGACCGAAAGUUCACGUGGUUUAGGGGUCGUUCUUGUAGUAGAAUUGAUAGGGUUCUGGUCAAUAUUGAGUGGUUUGAGAAAUUUCCUAACAUCCGAAUUAAAGGUGGACCAAGAGGGUUGUCAGAUCACUGGCCGUUGAUUGUGAAAGUGUUAAGAGUUAGCAGGGGCCUCCGACUGUUCAGAAGUCUGGAUUCCUGGUUUACGCAUGAGGGAUUUCUGAGGAUGGUUAAAAAUGAAUGGAGAAAUUUGAGGGAUGCUCAAUUUACUUGUAAGCUGAAGGCCUUGAUGGUACUGUUGCAGAAAUGGCACAAGGAUAGCUUUGGUGACAUGGAUAGGAGACUACUGUUGCUGGAAGAGGAGAUUAAUAGGGUUGAUAACUAG
This is a messenger RNA of Arachis stenosperma, 828 nucleotides long. RefSeq lists its product as uncharacterized. The transcript has a single exon. The record is from RefSeq and is a predicted model, not a curated record. The coding region runs from base 1 to 828 and encodes 275 amino acids. NCBI's taxonomy places the organism in Eukaryota, Viridiplantae, Streptophyta, Magnoliopsida, Fabales, Fabaceae.